Messenger RNA from Protopolystoma xenopodis, 201 nucleotides. NCBI's taxonomy places the organism in Eukaryota, Metazoa, Platyhelminthes, Monogenea, Polystomatidea, Polystomatidae. The record is from the annotation of a GenBank genome assembly.
AUGGACCACCUUAGUCUGGACAUCCUGGUGCCCUCCCGUACCAUGGGCUCUCUCUUUCUUUCUCGUUUCUUUCUCGUUUCUCUCUCUCGCCCUCUCUUGCUCUCCCAUUUCCUUCUGUCGCUGGCUCAAGCUCUCUCCCACCUGCUCCAUUAUCCACCCACGUGGGCAUCCGGGCGGCUGCAGAAGUGGACGAGCGAAUAA